Messenger RNA from Panicum virgatum (switchgrass), 465 nucleotides. Its product is annotated as zinc finger protein ZAT12-like. The coding region runs from base 1 to 465 and encodes 154 amino acids. The transcript has a single exon. NCBI's taxonomy places the organism in Eukaryota, Viridiplantae, Streptophyta, Magnoliopsida, Poales, Poaceae. The record is from RefSeq and is a predicted model, not a curated record.
AUGGACGACGACGUCGAGUCCGAUGCAAGGCCGGCGAGCACAAACGGCCUCUUCCUGCUGCUCUCGCUGUUCCUCUUGCCGACGAGCAAGGCGGUGAUCGCCAAGGGCGGCGGUUUGCACCACCACCACCACCACCGGCGCCGGGCGGGGGUGGUCGACGGCGGCGCGUUCCGGUGCCGGACCGGCUGGGCGUGCGCCGAUGGUCUCGACCUCCUGCUCGGCGUGCGCCCCGGCAAGGGCGCCGCCGCCAGCGACGUGCACCGGUGCCACGCCUGCGGCAUCGUGUUCCCAACGGGGCAGGCGCUCGGCGGCCACAUGCGCAGGCACAGGGCAGCGUUCGACGCCGCUGCACGGGAGGGCACCACGAAGCCGGUGCCGGUGGUCGUGUCCGCUGAGUCGUCGUCGGAGGAAGUUGAUGAUGACGCCGGCCACUUGUCUAGUAGCAACUUGAUCCACUUCAUAUGA